AUGUUGGGCUGCUCGCCGCCGCACAUCAUACACAAGAGCGUCAGGCGUGAGGACCAGGAGCUCUUCGCACGUGCGAUUGCGGACGAGCUGGUCGCUCACGAGCUGGGAUUGGACCGCCUGCUUGCGGCGCGUGCUUCUGAGAACGAUGGGCUCUAUACACGUGGGAUUGGCAGGAAUAAGAUACGCCUUCAAGGGCUCGGCGUCCGCGUGAGCCCAGGCUACACACACUACGCGCGCGCUGCCGCACAAGCGCACACCGCGAGAAGCGAGGUCUUCAGCUUCGAGCCAAUUCCGAAGUAUGCCGGCCCCGACGAGAUGCACCGGUCAUCUCACUCACACUUUCCGCGCGUGCCUGCGCGCCUCAAUGGCGGAUACGCCGGUGAUCCCAGCAGCAUGUCUUACCGUAUAUGGGAGCACACGAAUAUCAUGGAAAAUGGUGUGCAGCCCCUGAAGCCCGCCGUCCCGAAGCACGUUGGGCGCGAGCACCUCGAGCACUUGCGACUUGGGAUCGAGGCCGCCAACCGGAAGAGAGCGCACCAUCUAGCCCCUGUCAUUGGCAAGGCCAUGGAGGGGAUCGAACAGAUCGGAUCCUCGCUGAAGCGUGAGGACCAGGAGCUCCUUACACGCGCAGUCGAGGUGUUGUCUGCGCGCGAACUAGACGAGGAGCUGUAUGCGCGUGAGGGCUUCGCGUUGGACGAGCUGGAAUGA
This is a messenger RNA of Postia placenta MAD-698-R-SB12, 708 nucleotides long. RefSeq lists its product as hypothetical. The coding region runs from base 1 to 708 and encodes 235 amino acids. NCBI's taxonomy places the organism in Eukaryota, Fungi, Basidiomycota, Agaricomycetes, Polyporales, Adustoporiaceae. The record is from RefSeq and is a predicted model, not a curated record. The transcript has a single exon.